AUGCUGCGGUUCAAUGGCGGCGGACAUAUAAAUCACACGAUAUUCUGGCAAAACCUUUCGCCCAAAGGCGGCGGCGAACCGGAGGGCGAUCUCCUCAACGAAAUCAAGGAGUCGUUCCAAUCCUUCGACAAGUUUAAGACACAGAUGUCUGCGGCGGCGGCCGGUGUGCAGGGGUCGGGGUGGGCGUGGCUCGGGUACGACCCCAAGACACAGAAACUACGGGUGCAGACCUGUCCCAAUCAGGACCCACUGCUGGCCACCACUGGUUUGGUGCCACUGUUUGGCAUUGAUGUCUGGGAACACGCCUAUUAUCUGCAGUACAAGAAUGUGAGACCCGAUUACGUGACCGCCAUCUGGAAUGUCGCCAAUUGGAAGGACGUGGAGGACAGGCUUAGGGCCGCUAAAGCCCUCUAA
Messenger RNA from Oppiella nova, 414 nucleotides. The record is from the annotation of a GenBank genome assembly. NCBI's taxonomy places the organism in Eukaryota, Metazoa, Arthropoda, Arachnida, Sarcoptiformes, Oppiidae.